AUGAAUAAUAGUACCAUUCCCCUUCAUUACAACACAUCAUUAUCACAAUUUGAAAUACCAGGUAUUUCACGACAAGAUGCUUUUGUGAAUUCAAAUGGGAAAGAAAAGACAAUCGCAUAUAAUUUUGUUAUAAUUUCAUUAUCAGAAAUAUCCUUUAAAAUGAGAAACCAAUUAUAUUUAUUCGAUUAUUUUAAUGAAGAUAGUGGAAUUAGAUUGAUAGGAUACUGCAUUCCUAUAUUUGUUUAUCGUCGUUUUUUUGUUGGUCGAAUGCCUUUAACUCAUAAAGAAAUUGUAAGAAGAAAAUCUGGCAAUCCAGGUGAUUCACAUGGUUCAUUAUUAAAACAUGUAAAAAUACCAAUUAUAUCAGUUGAACCAAAAUAUCCAAAAAAUUGGUUAAAGUACGUCAUAAACGGAUAUUCUGAUAUUUAUCCAUAUAAUCAAAAUCCAAGUAAUUUGUACUAUAACAAUGAUUAUUAUAUGGCUCAAAAAAAUGUCUUAAAUUCUUUAACUCCAAAUUGUGUUGUUGAUUUUUAUAAUCUAAAUAAUUGUCCUUUUUUGAUUCCAUUUAGAACAUUUGAUUGUAUAAUCUGUUACAUGUUAAUAUUUUCCAAUUGUGAAAAAAGUAGUGAGGAGAUAAACAAAUCUUCUAUAUCAAAGUAG
Molecule: messenger RNA, 660 nt
Organism: Strongyloides ratti
Lineage: Eukaryota; Metazoa; Nematoda; Chromadorea; Rhabditida; Strongyloididae
Exons: 2
Coding region: 1-660 (219 amino acids)
Source: RefSeq, a predicted model, not a curated record